AUGCGCAUGGAUCGGAUCCAUUUUGUAGCGACGGCGUUGUUCGCGCUCGGCUUUGUGCUCGCGGGAUCGGGGUGGUCGUUCGUGCUCUCGACGAUGAUGAAUCAGCGUCCGUCGUGGUCGGUGUGUGGACAGGAGAUGUGCUCGUGUCUCAAGCCGAUUGAUGAUGAGCCGGCGUGUCCGCUCUGUGAAGCGGGAUUGAUGGAUCCUUCUGAGAUGGAUUCGGGUUGUGAUUCGGACAGCGAACCCACGACGCCGACUCGGCGCGUCCCGAAGAACAACGCGUCGAUUGAUGCGCUCGGCGGCGCGGGGACCAAUGUCGCGAUCGCGCUCUUUGUGGGGACGAUGAUCGCUCGCUCGAACGCGGAUCUUGGAUUGGACCCUCAGCGGGUCACGAUCGCGAUCAUCAAUGAUCGAGUUGCGUAUAUGCGAUACCAAUAUCGCGUCCGCGGCGGGUUUACGCUCAUCGAGUUGUUGGUGGUCAUAGCGAUCAUCGCGCUGCUGAUCGGGAUGCUGCUCCCUUCGCUCUCUGGAGCGCGGGACAGCGCACGAUCGGUCAAGUGUCUUGCUUCGAUGCGUUCGCUCGGGAUCGCGAUGAAUCUGUAUCUCGAUGACAACGACGGGGUGUUCCCACGCUCGAAGCACUCGGCGGGGUUCUCAGGCGGUCUCACCUGGGCGCCCCAGAUGUUCGAGUAUCUCACGGAUCAGAGCUUUGAAGGGGAUUCCGAUCUCUGGCAGAGCGAUUCGUGGUGGAGCGCAACCAAUGAGUUCUACAGGUGCGCUCAUGAUCGGAGAGCAAGUCCGAUUGAGCAGCCGGGGCUGCCGUUCUCGACAGCGGCGGUGAGCUACGGGCUGAAUGUGUAUUACGAGCUGCGACGAGAAGAGAUUGAUCCGAGCAGGUCUAUGGGUGAUCGGUUUGAGCCGUAUCGGAAACGAUCGGCGACGCCUCAUCCUUCGAUGACGAUUCUGCUCGGAGAGAUCAAGGACACGCUGAGCGUGGACCACAUCAUGGCUCAUUUCUGGCGCACGCGUGGUGUGCAGGCGGGCUUUGAGGUGGCACACGAUCGGCACGGAGACAACGCGGGAUACCUGAUGCUCGAUGGGCACGCUGCGGCGCGCUCGCUGACUGAGGUGUAUGACGCGGACAACGCGCGGGAUCAGUGGUAUCCCGCGAUGGCACAGUAA
This is a messenger RNA of Symbiodinium sp. CCMP2592, 1182 nucleotides long. NCBI's taxonomy places the organism in Eukaryota, Dinophyceae, Suessiales, Symbiodiniaceae. The record is from the annotation of a GenBank genome assembly.